AUGGACAAAUGGGACCUACCACAAUUCAAAUUUAGGUCGAUACCAAACAACAUCAUCCGAGAUGAGUGGCAAAAGUAUAAACGGAAUUUCGGAUACAUAGCUGCGGCUAAUGGAGAAAAGGACAAAACUCGUCUAAAGAAUAUUUUCCUAGCUCGAGCCGGCCCUGAUGUUCAAGAAAUAUUUUCUUCGUUGCCAGGAGCUGAUGUCGAAGAAGAUGAGGAAAACGAAAUUGACCCAUACAAGAUCGCUAUAGAGAAACUCGAUGAAUAUUUUUCUCCCAAGCAACAUGCUGCUUUCGAAAGAAAUUCUUAUUGGAAUUUGAAACCAAUGGAAAAAGAAUCUUUGGAAAAAUUUUUAUGGCGUUCACUCGAGACAGCUCAGAAAUGCGACUUCGGAAGUACCAAAGAAGAGAGUAGGAACAUUGCUGUCGUCGACAAGAUGAUUUUGUUUUCACCGCCUGAACUCAAAGAGAAACUUUUACAGAAAGACUCCUUAACACUGGAUGAACUAACUCGAAUGGUCAGUUCGUACGAAGCUGUUAAGUAUCAAUCGCAGCAGAUGAACACUGCUUCAUCUACUACAGAUAGUUCAACCUCUAGUUAUUGGACAGACAACGGUUCAAAUGUGUGCAAGAUCCAGGGCUCAUCGAAAGGCCCAAACGGUGAGUGCUACCGAUGCGGCCAAAAGAGCCAUUAUGGGAAUGACCCUCAGUGUCCCGCAAAAGAUGAGAAAUGUAGGAAAUGUAAGAGGGUAGGCCAUUUCCAUAAGAGAUGCCGUACGAUCCAGCGCACAUCAUAUCCUCAGAAAAGAAACGCAGACAGCAAACCAGAAUGGCGAACAAAGAAACCGAAACCUUAUGGUGUUAUGCGUGUUCGGGAAAACGAAGAGCAGGAACCACAAACACCUAAUUUCAUUUUUAGCAUUGGGAAUGGUGAUGAAUUUCUAUGGGUGAAAGUGGGAGGAGUUAUGAUUCAAAUGUUGAUCGAUUCGGGAAGUGCCAAGAAUAUUCUUGAUGACAGAACUUGGGCUUACAUGCAAACUCACGGAGUCAAAGUUGAAAAGUUUCGCAAGAAAACAGAUCAAACAUUCCGUGCAUAUGGACGCAAUUCAGAGCCAUUGACAGUAGAUGGAAUGUUUGAGGCAGUUGUUUCCGUUGAAGAUGCUGGAAAACGAGUUGAAAGAAAGGAUUGUUUUUAUGUGGUUCAAGGAGGAUCACAACCAUUACUAGGACGAUUGACUGCUACAAAGCUUGGAGUGUUGUCUAUUGGUUUACCUAGCAUGCAGGCAAGGGUGAACCGAAUUGUAGACGAGAAGAGACCUUUUCCGAAAAUUAAAGAUCUAAAACUCAGAAUUCCAAUCGAUAGAACAAUAACUCCUGUGGUACAACACGUUAGACGUCCACCUAUUGCCCUUCUUACACGCAUUGAAGACAAAUUGUCAACACUCCUCGCUACGGAUAUCAUUGAACCGGUAACCGGAGUUAGCGAAUGGGUGUCACCCCUAGUAACAAUCGUAAAAGAUAACGGGGAUCUUCGUCUAUGUGUAGACAUGAGGCGCGCAAAUCAGGCCAUACGACGAGAACGCCACAUGAUGCCGACUAUAGAAGAUUUCCUGCCUCGACUCAAGGCUGCAAAAUUUUUCAGCAGACUUGAUAUUAAGGAAUCUUACUACCAAGUGGAACUCGAAGAAGAUUGCCGAGACAUAACAACGUUCAUCACACAUAAGGGUCUGUAUCGUUUCAAGCGGCUGAUGUUUGGCGUGAGCUGUGCGCCCGAAAUGUUUCAGAAGACGUUAGAGCAGAUCCUGGCCGGUUGUGAGAACACAAUCAACUAUAUCGAUGACAUCGUGAUUUUCGGAAGGACGGAAGAAGACCAUGACCAAGCAUUGCAUCAGGUUCUAGCAACACUCAAGGAGAAAGAAGUGUUGUUGAAUCACAAGAAAUGCGUAUUCAAGACGACGGAGAUUGAAUUCUUGGGACAUGUGAUAUCUGAGGAAGGCAUACGCCCAACUGCCAGCAAGAUAGAAGCCCUGCAGAAAUUUCGAGCGCCGAAAACUGCUGAGGAGGUUCGCAGUUUUCUCGGACUGGUGACAUACAUCGGUCGUUUCUUACCGGACUUAGCAACAGCCACUGCUCCGUUACGUGAGUUAACACAAUCUGCCAAACAGUUUGUUUGGCACAACCGUCAUCAACAAUCGGUUAUCACGGAUGCGUCCCCAGUGGCCUUAGGCGCGGUCCUGGUGCAGUUUGAAGGCAUCAAUGAUAAUGAUCCUCGUGUUAUCUGCUACGCCAGCAAAAGCCUCACUGCAACGGAGAAACGAUACUGCCAAACGGAGCGUGAAGCUUUGGCAAUUGUUUGGGCGGUAGAACGAUUGUCGGUCUACUUGAUUGGCCGGAAGUUCGAAUUGGAAACCGAUCACAAACCGCUAGAGAUUAUCUUCUCGCCAUAUUCCAGACCGUGUGCGAGAAUAGAACGAUGGGUUUUACGCCUACAAUCGUUUACGUUUGAAGUUAAAUACAGAAAGGGUUCAAGCAACGUAGCAGACUCGUUCUCACGCCUAGUAGAAGAUGAAAACGCGGUGGAAUUCGAAAAGGAUAACAAGUUUCUCAUUUUGGCGGUCACGGAAUCAGUAGCAGUGGAUGUUGGAGAAGUAGAACGCGUGGUAGAAGCAGAUCAACAAUUACAACUAGUAGUCGAAGCUUUACGGACUGGAUCGUGGACCCGACCGGAGAAAAAGGAAGAUGUGGUAGUCCAUAAUUUAACAUCACCACUGGGCUACGAAGAAGCACCCAUCGUUAAUACGUAUGCUGUUCCACGGCUUCUGCCACAUGCAGCCAAAAAUGGCGGUAAAGUUCCCCGGGUGGUACUGCCGGGAGACGGCAGUGAAAAUCGAGCCGUCGGAAAUGUGCACGAUCUCGCGAAGGAUCUGGUCUCUAUAGUGAAUAUAGUGACGGCAACAUAUACGUAUACGGAUAACAGCAGCAACCAAAUGCUACUUAUCUUCCGGCGCCAGUUCAAGCCGCCCAUCAGCGGAUGUCGGCAAUUGAGAGAUUCGAGAAUGGUCCACUUCCAGAUCCAUCGUCAGCACCAGCACCAGUGA
Messenger RNA from Uranotaenia lowii, 3099 nucleotides. RefSeq lists its product as uncharacterized. The record is from RefSeq and is a predicted model, not a curated record. NCBI's taxonomy places the organism in Eukaryota, Metazoa, Arthropoda, Insecta, Diptera, Culicidae. The transcript is spliced from 5 exons. Bases 1 to 3099 code for a protein of 1032 amino acids. Gene Ontology annotation, molecular function: nucleic acid binding; zinc ion binding.